Molecule: messenger RNA, 2500 nt
Organism: Dalotia coriaria
Lineage: Eukaryota; Metazoa; Arthropoda; Insecta; Coleoptera; Staphylinidae
Product: probable tubulin polyglutamylase ttll-15
Exons: 2
Coding region: 575-2347 (590 amino acids)
Biological process (GO): protein modification process
Source: RefSeq, a predicted model, not a curated record
GCGCAUGCACAGUUAGAUCUUUUGUCCUUGCAGACCGUACUUAGCGUAGUGCAAAGCAGAUUGACGUUUGUUAGUUAAUGGCACUUUCUACCAGUCUCACCAGUCUACCAGACGCUCCUUCUUCAGUACAUCCAUUACUGGCGCGACAUACAUUCGCAUUAAACGUAUUCUACGUACAUAUAAAAUCAAAAAUUCUCGUCACAAGUUUGAUUUCCAACUUUUGUGUACCAGUUUUCUUUUUCGUUUUGUGACAUUGAUUUUGAUUUCACCAAACAACGCAAAAAGUUUAUUGUUGUUUAAUUUAGUAGAAGUUAUUGAACUGACUUAAGGUCUAAUUGAAAUUGAAGAAGGUGUGCGUGUAAUGUAAAGUGGAAGAUCAUGUGUUACUCGCGUGUGAUUCGGCGACCUGAACGCGUGUGACUUCCAAACCGGCUGUACCGUUACAUUUUUAUUAACAUCAAGAUUUCUCAGCGCCGAAUUCUUAAACGAAACAGAAAUGUGUGUUAGUUAUCUUUAAAACAUUGUUUAAUAAUCAUCCAGUGCCAAAAAACAUCAAAAACAACAAAACAACAAAAUGAGUGACAAAAAAGAUACAGAAAAGUCUAAGAAAAGUGAAAAGAACAAGAAAAAACUCUCAAAACGUGAAAUAAAAGACACACAACAAGACAGUGAACAAAAUUCCUACGAUAGCACACAAAGUGACCAAGAAAACUCAUCAAAUGUAGCCAGAAAACCCCGCCAUUUUAGAACAAAUCCCGCAAAACAUCAAACAUUCAUGGAAUACAUAAAUUCCUGUGAUAAACUAAACGUCAUCUCUGUUUUGGUUACAAUAAUUGCUGUUAUUACAAUGGCGUACAUCGGAAUCGAUGAAUGCAAGCGUUGUUUCUACGAAAUGGCUGACUGUCAAGUAGAUAGAAUCAACCAAACCCUAACCAAUCAUCAACUAAUACCUAAUAACCUCAAAAACAGAAAAUACUGGACAUAUUUCCGAAAAGAAGCAACAUCUACAGACGCACGAUUGAAACACGUUUAUAGAGUUUUAGACGCUUUUGGAUAUCAUCAAGAAACGCCUGUAUCCGGAAAAGAUAUUUCAGACAUCUCUUCAGAUUGGGAUCUUCUUUGGGCGUUUGAUUAUCCAUUUGUGAAUCAAUACGCGCGUUUAAAGAACUUAAAACCUCAUCAGAAAGUGAAUCACCUUCCUGGCUGCGGAUAUAUUACAACUAAAGUGGAAUUAAGCACAACUCCAUUGAAGUAUAUACUUCCGGCUUUCAAACUUCCGAGUGACAAAGAAAAGUUUUUGAAUUUCACGGAGAAACACCCGAAAAAGAAAUACGUGAUAAAAGAUAAUGAACAUCGCCAUAUUAAAGUGAAAUCUUUAGAAGAAAUCAAAACCGAGGGACAUCUGAAUACAAACGGAUCAUUUGUUCAGGAGUUUUUGGAUAAACCUCUGUUAGUUAGUGGACAUAUGUUUGACAUUGGGAUUUACACCAUUAUUACAUCAGUGGAUCCUCUUAGGAUUUACAUUUAUAACGGGGAUGUGUUGCUUAGAUUUUGUCCACAAAAAUUAAAACCCUUUGAUCCUAAUAAUCUUGAUAAAUAUGUUGUUGGAGAUGAUUACCUUCCGAUUUGGGAAGUGGAGAAAAUUCAAUACUGGUACAAAAAGUUAGGUUAUGGCAUGCGGGAUAGUCUCAAUGCUUAUCUGGCUGAUGAUGGCCGUGAUGGUACUACUAUCUGGAGACAGAUUGAAGAAGCAAUUGGUAUUGCUAUACACUCGAAACAGUCCAAAAUUGUAGAAAUUAUAAAAAGGUUUAAAUCUAAGAGAAACUUUUUUGAACUAAUGAGAUUUGAUUUCCUUGUUGAUGAAAAGCUGAAUGUUUUUCUCUUGGAGGCUAAUAUGAGUCCUAACCUAUCAUCAGCGCACUUUAAACCUAACCAAUUGCUCUACGAGCAGGUUUUGUUUAAUUUGUUUGGAUUGAUUGGGUUAGGUGAUAGAGUAACUAAAAGUGUGGCUUUGAGAUCUCUUGAGGAUAUUGCCAUGGAGACCAGUGAGAAGAAUAUUAUGGUUUUGCCUAAUCUUUGCUCAAGUGCACUCUGUAGGAAUAAUUGUGAUGAUUUGGACUGUCGAUUAUGUAAGGCUUGUUUGGCUGAAAACAAGGAACUGGAACAGGAUUUAAGAGAAGCUCAUAAGGAACAUAUAAAUAGAGGAGAUUGCAAAAGGAUAUUUCCACCAACAAUGGAGCCAUUUAAAAAGUUGCCGAAAAGUCUCCAGGAAUUGCAGAUUAGUGACCAGUUGAUGUACAUGUGGUUCCAGGAAAAGUGUAACUUGGAUCGUACUUGGUGUUGGUAACAACCACAACUAUUUUUAUGUAUAUUAAUAAAAUCAUACUUUAUUGUACAUUAUUUGUAAUUUUAAUAGACGAUAUGACUUUUUUUAAAAAUUUCUCUCUUAAUGCUCGGGAAAUUAUAUUGUUUAGAAUGAAUAAAAUAUUUUUGCAGAAAA